UACCCUGAUUAUAGUGAUCGCAUUGUCAGCCGUUAUAAGUGUUGCCCAAAAUAAUGACAAAAAGAAGGAUUCGAAGGGGAUAACGAUGCUACCCGACCGCUGGAGGGCUAUUACCCUUAGCAGGGGUAAUGCUCAAAUAAAAUUUCAAUCUAGUACCCUGAUUAUAGUGAUCGCAUUGUCAGCCGUUAUAAGUGUUGCCCAAAAUAAUGACAAAAAGAUUUCAGACCAAGACUUUAAAAAUGCUAAAAAAGUAACCAUCGCUAUAAUCGCCACCAUAGGCUCAAUAUGUAUAUUAUUUGAAUUACUGGGCCUUUUGGGCGCCUAUAAGGAGCACUACUGUCUAACUAUGACCUACGCUAUACUCAUGUUUAUGAUGACGUGGGGCAGUAUAGGUGGCGCUGUAAGGGUCGGUACCUUUUGGGUUACAUUUGGUGUUAAUGUAAUGAUUACGACACUGGCUUUCCUAUACGCCCGGGACCUCCACAGACGUCGACACCAGUCCACUGCAAUGUAUGUAACCGGACGACCAGCCUAUAGUAGUCUUACAGAACCCGUUAACACAUACCCGGCCCCGAGCUAUGGGGCCACACCGGCAUACAUAUAAAAAUAUCCUAUAAGUAUUUGGUGUGUAUUAUAUUGUUAUAAUUGUGAUUGCUAAUUUUACGAUUUAAUACAUAA
Oppiella nova is the source of this 678-nucleotide messenger RNA. NCBI's taxonomy places the organism in Eukaryota, Metazoa, Arthropoda, Arachnida, Sarcoptiformes, Oppiidae. The record is from the annotation of a GenBank genome assembly.